AUGGCGUCAGACACCUUGUCUCAGUGCGGUGACAAUGAAGAUCUUGACCCCCGAAUUCAGCACGAGUUGGACACACUAAACAAAGCAAGUGUGGAUAUUAAUGUAUUAGAAAGGUCACUGGAGGAAGAACGACAAAAUUACGAAACGUUGUUUUCAGGCGUUACUCAAAAUCUCAAUUAUCUACAAGCAAAACUGAAAUCGGUUAUCGAAAAAUCGAGGCCAUACUAUGACAUGAAAGAAAAAGUGAAAAUCGCACAUUCAGAAGCUCAGACGGCUGCUAAGAGAUAUGACAGGGCCAUAUCUACCCAUCAAGCAGCCCAGCAGAUGGUGUCAGUGGCCGAGACGGGAUUUCAAAACAGUUCAAGAGCAUCCAGAUCUGCGUCAGUCGAAAUCAUAACCUCCGAUGAAAUCGAAGCUGGAACCAGUUUGGAUUCGAAUGCGACAAAGACAGCGGCAGAUCCAAAUACAUCUGGCUCGUUUGACUUAGCAUGGCAAGAAAUGUUAAACGUGGCGGUCAGUAAAGUAUACGAGGCUGAGAAAGAAUUGACUGACAGUGAGAUCCAACAUCAGACUAAGAUGAAAGCUUGUGUUGCACUGGAGGCACAGUUAAAGGCAUUGGAAAAAAAUUUGAAGAGUUCUAUCAAAAAGUCGAGACCCUACUACGAAACAAAAUCAGUCCGUAAUUUUCAACUGGAGGAACAAUUGCGAAGGAUCAAACACUUGGAAGUCAAGAUAGUAGAAAGUAAGCAGAAAUACACUGCAGCAUUGCGCAAUUUGGAGGCGAUAAGCGAAGAGAUUCAUUUCAGAAGGGAGAGUAAAUUAGGACCUAGAGGUCAAGGGGUUGGGGCUGAACAUACAGAAACACAGCUUGGUGAAAAUGAAACGACUGUGAACAAAAGUGAAACGAUCAGCGAAGAAACUGUGAUCACUUUCGACCGGAAUUUACCUGACAACUUUGACCAGAAAAGUAGUAUUACUGUUACGCCGAAGCAUCUGGCUACAAGUAAUGGUCAAAAUAAUACUACUUCAAAGCCUUCAAGCAUGCGUGAAGGUCCCAUUGGAGCUGACGCAGAUGUUAAAACACCAAAAUUAGCUACUCAAAAAAGUAAUAUAAGUGACAAAUUGACAGCUUCGACUGAGAGUAAGUCAAGUGUGACAUCACUUCGGAGCCAAUUCUCGGCUCUGACACCCGAAGAUGCAAAAAAGUUGGCGAAAGGCGAGACCAAUAUUGGCGAACUAUUGAAUUUAAGCGAAGAGGGGGAAGAGCGUGAAAUGUUUUCAGCAAAAAUUGAGUCCGAUAUCAAAAAACUAUCAGCCAAUGAUUUGUCAUCUUCUUUUCAAAAUAUUUCAACUCGAGAUGUUGAUAAUGAAGAUGAUUAUCCUUCGACCGUUUCGACGCCGGUAAAGUUACGUAGGCGAAUCGAAAGCGAAAGCAAUAGCAGAUCUAGUUCAACUGCUGGACAUAUUCCGAGCUCAAGUUCUGCAUCGUCAACAGUCGGCAAAUUGAAUCAUUCCAGAUCCAAAUCAGAAGAAAAGCUCUACCAAAACCCAGAAAACUAA
Molecule: messenger RNA, 1560 nt
Organism: Symsagittifera roscoffensis
Lineage: Eukaryota; Metazoa; Xenacoelomorpha; Acoela; Convolutidae
Product: SH3 domain-binding protein 5-like
Exons: 5
Coding region: 1-1560 (519 amino acids)
Biological process (GO): negative regulation of protein tyrosine kinase activity; intracellular signal transduction
Cellular component (GO): cytoplasm
Molecular function (GO): protein kinase inhibitor activity
Source: RefSeq, a predicted model, not a curated record